This is a messenger RNA of Ceraceosorus guamensis, 1446 nucleotides long. RefSeq lists its product as hypothetical. Gene Ontology annotation, biological process: sulfite transmembrane transport; transmembrane transport. The record is from RefSeq and is a predicted model, not a curated record. Gene Ontology annotation, cellular component: plasma membrane. Lineage: Eukaryota; Fungi; Basidiomycota; Exobasidiomycetes; Ceraceosorales; Ceraceosoraceae. Gene Ontology annotation, molecular function: sulfite transmembrane transporter activity. Bases 1 to 1446 code for a protein of 481 amino acids. The transcript is spliced from 4 exons.
AUGAAUCCAGCUGCUGAUGGAGGCCAUUCGGUGCACAUUUCUUCAAAUUCCAUCGGCGAGGGCUCGAGCACAGAUGCAAGAGCAGACGAUUCGGCUGGCAUUGACGCGCAGCGAAACGGCGGUGGAUCGUUGGGCAAAGGCAAUGUGAAUAGCCUGAAUGCUGCAGAGGCGGGUGGCGGGCUGAGUGGCAGGUACGCGAGGUACGCAAGGGAAUUGAGGAGAAUCACUUUGCACUUUACGCCAAGCUGGUUCAGUGUCAAUAUGGGCACUGGCAUCACUUCAAUUUUGCUGUACCAGCUGCCCUACCAGUUCAAAGGCUUGCACGUAAUCGCUGAAAUCAUCUUCGCGCUCAAUGUCGCCCUCUUUCUGGUGUUCACCUCCAUAAGCGCUGCUCGCUACACGAUUUGGCCAACGAUGGGCCCAACGAUGCUGUUCCACGAGUCGCAGUCUCUCUUCUUGGGCACCUUUGCCAUGGGACUCGCCACCAUCGUCAACAUGUGCGCCUUGGCCAUCGGCACCUCUUGGGGACACAACUUUGCCCUCUUUACCUGGGCCAUGUGGUGGCUGGACAGCAUCAUUUCCAUCCUCAUCUGCCUCGGUCUGCCCUUUUUGCAAUUCACUAGGCACGUGCAAUCCCUAGACAAGGUGACCGGCGUCUGGCUUCUGCCAGUCGUUGCUCCGAUCGUGUCUGCAGCGAGCGGAGGCAUACUGGCGGACAACAUCCUCGAGCCAUCUCAAGCUAGGCUUACCAUCAUCGUGUCCUAUAUACUGUGGGGCGCUGGCUUUGGCUUGGCCUUCAUCAUCAUGACUCUCUACUACGCCAGACUGGCCAUCUACAAGGUUCCACCAGCCACGCUGAUCGUCAGUGCCUUUCUUCCCCUCGGUCCUUGCGGUCAAGGAGCAUUCGGUCUCCUCAAGCUCUCCGAGUCCAUCUUGCAUCUCAGCGACAGAUCCAAUCAAGCAUUGGCAGGAGCUUCCUUGUUCAGCGCUCAGGACGCGCACAUCAUGUCGAUCUCUAUCUACGCUGUCAGCACACCAAUCGCGCUGGUCUUGUGGGGCUUGGGAUUGGCUUGGCUUUCCUUAGCCAUUUCAUCUCUGAUCGACUUGUGGUUGGUGUCAGAGCUGCAGUUCAACCUCGGCUGGUGGGGCUUCACUUUCCCGCUCGGCGUGUUCUGCACUGCCACCACACAGCUGGGAAGAAUGCUCGACUCUGGAGCUUUCAGAAUACUUGGAACCGUACUGUCACUGGUCGAGGUGCUGCUGUGGCUCUUCAUUGCAAGCAUGACGCUGGUACGAGUAUGGCAUGGAACAAUCUUCUUUGCUCCCUGCUUAGCUGCUAUCGGAGGCGAACCUCCUGCUCACGUUCCCCCCGCACGCAAGUACGUCUUUGAGCCUCGCCAACGAAGUCGCUCCAGAUCUGCCUCGAGGAAUCGAUCGAGCGCUUAG